Molecule: messenger RNA, 3658 nt
Organism: Rattus rattus (black rat)
Lineage: Eukaryota; Metazoa; Chordata; Mammalia; Rodentia; Muridae
Gene: Rnf32
Product: ring finger protein 32
Exons: 9
Coding region: 877-1983 (368 amino acids)
Molecular function (GO): protein binding
Source: RefSeq, a predicted model, not a curated record
UUGUCCUGCAGCGCUGUCCGACAGAAAAAAAAGCUCUGGUUCAUAGGGAGGGAGAGAGGGCCGAACGCGGGUAGUGUUGAGGCGGAAGGUGCGGGUCGCUGUGGGCGGUCCGCGGAUCCUUCCUACACGGCACAAGGCUGUGAUGUGGCGAGGGACCUCAAACCAAACUGGGAGAGUAUUUUAAACUUAGAUGCCGUCUCUCCAGUGCAUUUCUAUUGACGCAUGUAUUAAUUGCCUUCUGAUCACUGAAAGCAAUCGGUGAUUAAAUGUCUUGUCGUCUAGUCCUGUGUUUUCCUACCUGGCACAACCUCCUAACCGUGUGCAAACUAAUUACAGUCAGUUUGCUGUUGUGGCAGUUAGCGUCAGGCAGAGGUUUAUUUCUCACCUAUUGCCAGUCCAACGGGUCACCGUUAUGUUUUCUCAUACAGUUCGACUACAUCUGGCAUGUUUCGUUAUUCUUUAAAUCAUACAAUUUGCUAAUGCUAUGUGACUUUAGUGAGGCACAGUUUUAACGCUUUUUACCUUGACAUUAGUCACAACGGCACAAUACAAACCUGGUGAAAUUGUAGACCAAAGAGCUACCUACUGGUUAACGAUGAUAUGAAUCUUGUUAAAAAAAAAUAAACUAUUUUUAUGAUGCAUACUUGGUCAUUGCCAAGUUAGAGGCAUUUUGAAUUUGGAAAAUAAUAAGUGACCUUUCAGUAGUUUACAUGCCUUCCUCCAGCCAAGGUUACUGUAAGAAAUACUGCAUACAAACUUCUUUCAUAGAUCUCCAUGCCAGCAAUGAAAAGGAGCAAGAAGCAGAAAAAAAUGGAAGUUAUUGUAAUGGGAUGCUAAAGAUUGUUGAAGCCUCACCACGGUGUUUCCUGAUACAGCAUGUUAAAAAAUAAGGAUCGUUCAUCUAAAAAAAGUAACUUAGCAGUCUCUGCAGUUGCCUUACAAGACCACAUAUUACGUGAUCUUCAACUUGGACAUCUCUCAGUAGCAGAUCCUUGUAAGACGAAAGUGCAAAAGAAAGAGAACAAAUCAAAAUCUCUCAGAAGAGACUCAGCAGCCAUGGUGGACACUGGACUUAGAAAGACUGCAGAGGGGCCUAAGGGGGAAGAUCCAGAGAAGGAGUAUGUUCUAGACCCCACACCCCCACCGUUAACUUUAGCCCAGAAACUGGGCCUCUUGGCACUUCCCCCAUUACCACUGUCAUCAGAUGAAUGGGAGAAAGUGAAGCAGAGAUCCCUUCUACAAGGGGACUCCAUGCAGCCAUGCCCAAUAUGUAAAGAAGAAUUUGAGCUCCAACCCCAGGUACUGCUUUCCUGCUCACACGUGUUCCAUAGGGCAUGCCUUCAGGCUUUUGAAAAGUUCACAAAUAGAAAAACCUGUCCUCUCUGUAGAAAGAACCAAUAUCAAACGAGAGUGAUACACGACGGGGCUCGCCUGUUCAGAGUAAAGUGUGCCACCAGAAUCCAAGCCUAUUGGAGAGGGUACAUCGUUAGAAAGUGGUAUAGAAACCUGAGAAAAAUGAUCCCACCUACGGAUGCCAAAUUAAGGAGAAAGUUCUUUGAGGAAAAGUUCACAGAAAUCAGCCACCGAAUCCUGUGCUCAUACAAUACCAACAUAGAUGAACUCUUCUCAGAGAUUGACGUCUGCUUGGCAGUAAAUCGUAGCAUUCUUCAGCAGCUAGAUGAAAGGUGUGGCCAGGAGAUCACUGAUGAGGACUGGGAGAAAAUCCAAGCGCAGGCUGCUCACCAUGAGAUCUAUGAAUGUUCUAUCUGCCUGACUCCACUCUUCUUCCACUGUGAUGGUCGGCAAGCAGCCGCAGGGACCAGCAGCCAGCAUCCCCGAGAGACGGUCCUCCUGUCCUGUGCACAUCUGUUCCACAAUGCCUGCCUCCUGGCCUUGGAGGAGUUUUCUUUAGGAGACAAUGCUCCUUUCCACGUCUGUCCUCUCUGUCGCUCUUGCUACCAAAAGAAAAUUGUUGAAUAUUGAGUCCAUGUCCAGGAAGUUAAAUCUAGGACUAGAACAAGAGAGGGGAAAAGGCUACCUUGCUUUCGGAUGAGCUGAAUGAGUUUUGGGUUGAGGACUACACUACUGACUGUUCUUUGUGAUUAUAUAGAGAAAAUAUAAGUACCUAUUUGACUGUGAUCUUUAUUACAUAAAAAACAGCUUGUGUAUUUGUUGAAGUUAGUCACUUAAAAUAAAUGAAAAAUAGUGUUACUUAAAACAUGGCUAGUGUAUGACCAACAGCCAGGAAACCGGAACAGGUAAAAACCCAGUCAGUAGCAUUAGCAGUGUGGGAAUGGAGACUGGGGUCUAUCCUACAGACCUUUCACGCCCCCGGCUCUUCCUAUCUCAAGGAUUUAAGUCUCCUUCACCUCAGCCUUCACCAGGGAAUCUGCUCUCUGUGGGGGAAGAGCAUGUGCUGGGAGGCAGUGCCUGUGUGAGACAGCAUCCAGCCUGGAUGUCAGUGCAGCAGAGCAGCAUGGGGCAAACAGAGGCAUGGUCAAGAGCUCAGAACUGUUCCCUACACAAUGUGAGAAGCAUUUUACAACUCAUUCCUUAUUUUUAACCCUUUUAAAAUGAUAUAUGCAUUGAUAUAUAAUUUGUGAAUUAGUAUAUACAUGUUGUGCUCAAAUUCUUCUUAGUGAUUAGAUAUACUGUCAUGACAUCUAGAGGGUAAUCUUAAGAGUACUCAAUGGUAGAGACAGGCUGCAUCUCAGAGAACCACUCUUCCAUUCAGGAGACUCAGCUGAGAGCACAGUGCAAACUCUUACCAUUCCACCAUGCCUUUAGUCAGCUGUCACAGGGAAAUCAACAUUGAUUGGAACAUCUCAUGCCAGUGAGAAGGUUCAGAGGCCAUCGACUGUGAUGACCCUCUCACUGUGGCUUCUUCCUCAGCACAGCUUCACUGUAAUGAACUGCUCUCCCCUUAGCUUAGCAGAUGUCUGUGCAUUUUUGCAAGAUUAAGCCGUCUUGUCACUGCCCACUCCCAUUUAUACUUAGGAAGCUUGCAUGCUCUGGGUUUUAGCAAUUGUAGUCUCCCUUUCUCCCCACAUUGCAGAUAGACAUGAGUUUUUCCACACUUAUAAACUUUUAUGGUUGCUGAUCGAUAGGACCUGACCCAUCCUUAGGCACUCUCAUUGCUAACACAUGAACUGAGGAAGACACUGUCAAAGGAAUGCAUUUUCAGAGCAUUUUGGUCCAGAAAAGGUUUAUGUGAGCCAACAACAGGUGUUCUGAAGCUUCUGCUUGGAGAGCAAUAAGAGUCCUAGAAACCCAUGACAAGCUAGGGUGGAGUCCAGCCUUACGGUGCUUUGUAGGACACCUUUCCCUUUCAAAGUACAUGAGACAGACACAUCAUUAUAAGACUGCAGUGUCACACAGCCCUCUAUUAUUUAUCCUUACUACUCAGGACAUAGCUAAUGAGUUUUAUCCACAAAGUAUAGCUAGAACUGGACCUACUUCAAACUUUCUGAAUCCUAAGUAACAUUAUAGGUUUGAGUAGAGAAGGAGAGUAAGCAAGGGCUUCAGGUAGUGAGUGGCAAAAGCUAGCUGCUGCUGCUGCUAGUGUUAUUUUCAAGAUCAAAGUCCUUGCAAGAUACAUCCCUAAAACUGGUCUCCUUUUAGAGUCACCCCAUCUUAGACAUCUGCUUAUUGAUCUGCA